ACGCCAGGAAAAUCAAUAAAAGCAGCUCAUAUUGAUGCAGCGGUCCAGCUAUAUAAGCAAAGACAAGAAAAUCAUCCUGAUAUUUAUAUCAACAAAGAUGUGACAUUAGUGGAUUCAAAAUUCAUUGAGGCCAUUGAUGAUUCCUACGAUAUAUUCCUAGACGACAAAGAUGGCUUUGACUUUGAAGAUGAAUGUUUCAGCAAGGUGUUUAAGGAGAAACGCACAAAAGUCAUAUUUGCACCAAUGUGUGUCGAGGAACGGUUGUGGAUACCACUGGAGAUUAAUUUGGCCUCACGAUCAAUCCAUAUCUGGGACAAUGGAUCAUCAUUUUUCAGUGAUAAAAAGAAACAAAAACAGGUCGAAGCGUAUGCUAGAUCAAUGCCAUAUAUUGCACAGAAGAAGUUUCCAAUGGUAGAGAGGACUGAUGACUCUCCUUUUAAUUCCUCUCCAUUCCGUGUCAUUCACAAAUCCUGCUUUACACAGCUUAAGAAGAUUGAAGAUAGUGGUGUGUACAUGGUAAAGAUAAUGGAAAGCUAUGCAAUGUCUAGAAGGACUAAUGACGAGUUCCAUGAACACAGCAUUGCAGAUAUCCGAAAGAAACUUGCGGUUGACAUAUUUGCUGAAUUAGGAAAUUCAUAGGAAUAUGGAUGACUGCUAAGGAGUAUGGAGAAUAUUAUAACACUUGUUUUAUUUUACUUUUGGAAACUAGGAUAUAUUUUAUUUUACUUUUGGAAACUAUGUCGAUUUGAAAACACUUGUUGAAAAUAUUAUCUUUUGAAUACUUUUAUCUUUGUUGAGAAUAUUAUAACACUUCAAUCA
Capsella rubella is the source of this 819-nucleotide messenger RNA. RefSeq lists its product as uncharacterized. The record is from RefSeq and is a predicted model, not a curated record. The coding region runs from base 244 to 639 and encodes 131 amino acids. Gene Ontology annotation, molecular function: cysteine-type peptidase activity. Lineage: Eukaryota; Viridiplantae; Streptophyta; Magnoliopsida; Brassicales; Brassicaceae. The transcript has 4 exons. Gene Ontology annotation, biological process: proteolysis.